AUGGGAAAUCCUUACCUACUCCAUAUUAAAGAAGACGAAAUUUCUAUAGCUCAAAGCAUAUGUGCCCUUGUCGAAUCUUAUAAAUGGAGGGACAUUAUCUAUGUGUAUGAGGAUACUGAUCAUGGGUCAGAGUUAUUACAAAAUAUGUUUGAACUGUUCCAAGACAAAAACAUACGAAUUGCCUCCAGAAUUGCCAUUUCUUCCUCGGUAAAAGAUGAUCAAAUCAUCAAGGAGUUGCAUAAGCUCAUGAGUAUUCAUACAACUGUUAUCAUUGUCGAUAUGUCACCUUCACUAGCAUCUAGGUUUUUUCCAAACGCAAAAAGGUUAGGAAUGAUGAGCAAAGAAUAUGCAUGGAUUUUAAGUCAGAAGACCAUUGACAUCUUUCAAUCAACAAAAUUCGAAGUUAUUGGUUCGUUGCAAGGUGCACUUGGUUUUAGAUCUUAUGUUCCAGCGUCUAGGAGACUGCAUUAUUUCACAAAAAGAUGGAAUAAGAAGUUCACUAGAAAGGUGCAUGUACUUGCCAUAUGGGCGUACGACACAAUUUGGGCACUUGCAGAGUCCAUUGAGAGGGUUGGAGUACCGCAAAAUGGUACCUUGCUUCUAAAUGAGAUUUUGAAAUCUGAUUUUAAAGGCAUGAGUGGUGAGUUUAGGCUCACCAAAAGCAAUCUGAUCUCCAACGGAUUUGAGAUUGUAAAUGCGGUCGAUCAUGGAGAAAGGAAAGUGGGAUAUUGGACAUUGUCGAAAGGAAUUACAAGAACACUCAUACCACUAAACGAUGUUGUUCUACAGUCUGGUAUUGGUAUGGAAGAUGUUAUCUGGCCGGGAGGGUCUACUACCGUGCCAAAAGGACUUGGUAAAAAGUUGAGAAUUGGUGUCCGAACCGGACUAACAUUUACCUCCUUUGUGCAUACAGUUUAUGAUGCACAAAAUAAUGUCACAAAUGCCACUGGGUUCUGUGUUGAUGUUUUUAAUACAUGCCUUCAAGCAUUACCAUAUGAAGUGACUUACAAGUUUGUUCCAUAUGCGAAUGGAAGUUAUGACAAACUUAUAGAAAAGGUCUACAAUAAGGAAAUUGAUGGGAUCCUGGGUGAUUCAACAAUCUUGGCUAGAAGAUAUGAAUUUGUUGAUUUCACUGCAACUUACACUGACCUUGGUUUAGGAACAUUAGCAAAAACCAAAAGAAAUGAUAUGUGGAUCUUCCUGAAGCCAUUGAAUGUAAAUCUAUGGCUUACAUUUACUGCUGUUGUAAUCUUCAAGGGCUUGGUUAUUUGGGCUAUUGAAGCUAUGGAUCAAGAAUCUAAAAGCGCUCCAUCUCAAGGAAUUGGAACGAUCGUUUGGUUCAUCCUAUUAACCAUAUUUUCUGCUUAA
Messenger RNA from Helianthus annuus (common sunflower), 1368 nucleotides. Its product is annotated as glutamate receptor 2.5. Gene Ontology annotation, cellular component: plasma membrane. The record is from RefSeq and is a predicted model, not a curated record. Gene Ontology annotation, molecular function: glutamate-gated receptor activity. Lineage: Eukaryota; Viridiplantae; Streptophyta; Magnoliopsida; Asterales; Asteraceae. The coding region runs from base 1 to 1368 and encodes 455 amino acids. The transcript is spliced from 2 exons.